GUGGAUUUCCUAAUUGAAAAUGAUGCUGAGAAGGAUUACCUGUAUGAUGUGCUACGGAUGUAUCACGAGGCCAUGGAUGUCUCUGUGCUGGUGGGUGACCUGAAGCUGGUGAUCAACGAACCCAAUCGUCUGCCUUUGUUUGAUGCUGUCCGACCCCUGAUCCCACUGAAGCAUCAAGUGGAAUAUGACCAACUGACACCCAGGCGUUCCAGGAAACUCAAAGAGGUGCGUUUGGACCGAACACAUCCUGAAGGUCUGGGCAUUAGUGUGCGUGGGGGCCUGGAAUUUGGCUGUGGUCUUUUCAUAUCCCACCUCAUCAAAGGAGGACAAGCGGACAACGUCGGGCUCCAG
Molecule: messenger RNA, 351 nt
Organism: Gracilinanus agilis (Agile Gracile Mouse Opossum)
Lineage: Eukaryota; Metazoa; Chordata; Mammalia; Didelphimorphia; Didelphidae
Product: harmonin-like
Exons: 3
Biological process (GO): retinal cone cell development; inner ear receptor cell stereocilium organization; sensory perception of sound
Cellular component (GO): stereocilium tip; photoreceptor inner segment; stereocilia ankle link complex
Molecular function (GO): protein binding
Source: RefSeq, a predicted model, not a curated record